Triticum turgidum subsp. durum (durum wheat) is the source of this 1026-nucleotide messenger RNA. The record is from the annotation of a GenBank genome assembly. NCBI's taxonomy places the organism in Eukaryota, Viridiplantae, Streptophyta, Magnoliopsida, Poales, Poaceae.
AUGGCGGCACCGGCAGGAGAUUCCUCCGGCGGCGACAAGUACAGGUCUCACCUGGCCGGCGAGGGCGAGAAGAACACCGUGUGGCGGCACGGCGCGCCGCCCACGUACGACGCCGUGAACAGCCUCUUCGAGGCCGGGAGGACUCAGGAGUGGGCGAAGGGGUCGCUGGAGGAGACGGUGCAGAACGCGAUCAAGACGUGGGAGAUGGAGCUGUCGCACAAGGCCCGCAUCGGGGACUUCAAGUCGGUGAGCCCCGGCCGCUACAACGCGCUGCUCGCCAGCCCGAUCCUGCCGGCCACGGGCGCGUACGACGCCGCCGCCGAGACGUUCGAGUCCUCGCACGACCUGUUCCGCUCCGCCUUCCCGCGCGGCUUCGCGUGGGAGGUGGUCAAGGUCUACUCCGGCCCACCGGUGAUCGCCUUCAAGUUCCGGCACUGGGGCCACAUGGAGGGGCCCUACAAGGGCAACGCCCCCACCGGGGACAAGGUCGAGUUCUACGGCGUCGCCGUGCUCAAGGUGGACGAGCAGCUGCGGGCGGAGGACGUGGAGGUGAUCGAUCGGGAUCGGCUCGCUGUGGGCGGGGUGGACCACGACUCCAUGGCUUCUAUGACUAGGUUCUGCGGCGGUGGCGGUGCGAGACUGCAUGGACGAGCUUCUGUGGGCAUGAGCGAAGGUGUGCGGCGAUACGGACAAAAGUCCUGCACGACCAGAGGCCGGUGGCGAUGGCGCAUGUGGGUGUCAUUUUCCUCCUUGGAGGCGUCACCUGAGCAUCACGUUUGGAGACAUUUCCUGGAAGCUCUUUGCAGCGCUCCUUCAGUGCUCGCCGCUGUUCAAGGUGAAGCUCCAGACGCAGUGUACGAAAUCAUCGAUGAGUCCAAGGCGAAGCUCUUCCUGGGAUCAACCAAGUCCCGCCAUUUCCCCCCUGCUUCCAGGGUGGAUGGUGCGUUGGCGAGGGAAGUUGCAGUGGGAGCUGCUGCUGUCUUCGGAGGUGAUCGGCGUUGUUCGAGACGCGGUGGUGAUGCUUAG